Molecule: messenger RNA, 2943 nt
Organism: Cucurbita pepo subsp. pepo (vegetable marrow)
Lineage: Eukaryota; Viridiplantae; Streptophyta; Magnoliopsida; Cucurbitales; Cucurbitaceae
Product: glutamate receptor 2.7
Cellular component (GO): membrane
Molecular function (GO): ligand-gated monoatomic ion channel activity
Source: RefSeq, a predicted model, not a curated record
UAUUCAUAAAUUUGUUUAACUCACCACAUUAAAACCCUUUGAAGGUUUCCUCAGCUCUGCAAUGGAAAAGUCCACCGUCUUGUUCUUCUUCUUCCUCGCACUCUGUUUCGGCCUUCGAGCUUUGUCGGCCAUGGCGGAUGACGAGGCAGUUAAAGUGAAGGUGGGAGUUGUUCUUGACUCCAAUUCUUUGAUUGGGAAAAUGGGGUUGAGUUUUAUGGAUAUGGCUCUCUCGGAUUUCUAUGAAUUUCAUAAAAAUUACAACACCCGCUUGACUCUGUUUCCGAAAAACUCCAUGGGAGACGACCUUGAAGCUACUGCUGCAGCUUUAGAGUUAAUCAACAAGGAAGAAGUGGAAGCCAUUGUUGGGCCACAGAGUUCAUCUCAAGCAGCUUUCAUGGCGGAUCUCGGGAAGAAAUCUCACGUACCCAUAAUUUCAUUCUCCGCGACAACGACAAUGCAAUCUCUGAGUCCUCGUCGGAAUCCUUAUUUUUUCCGAGCGACCCAAAUCGAUUCAUCGCAAGUAAAACCCAUCGCCUCCAUUUUUAAAGAGUUCAAUUGGCGACAGGCGGUGAUCAUUCACUCCGAUGAUCAAUACGGCGAGGGGAUUCUUCCCUCCAUGAGAGACGCUCUUCGAGAAAUCAACACACACGUCGCCGACGAGACAGCGAUUCCUCAAUCGGCGUCUGAUGACAGAAUCGCCAAACAGCUUUACCGAUUAAUGACGAUGCAAACGAGAGUUUUCGUUGUUCAUAUGUCGCCGGAGCUUGGUUCCCGCGUUUUCGCCAUGGCUAAGGAGAUUGGGAUGAUGGGUUCUGGUUAUAUUUGGAUUAUAACUGAUGGGAUGAGUAAUUUCCUCUCUGAGAUUGAUGAUUCCGCCAUGGAAGCCAUGAGUGGAGCUUUGGCUGUAAGAACAUACAUUCCCAUAACAGAAAAACUUGAAGAUUUUCAACGGCGAUGGAGAAGGGACUUCGAAAAGGAAAUCUCUGAACUCAAUAUAUUUGGGUUACGAGCUUACGAUGCUAUCUUCGCUCUCGCCAAGGCUGUGGAGAGAGUUGGAACCACAGAGUUCAUCUUCAAGAACUCAAACGCUGUUUCGGGCAAAUCUACAGAUCUCGACAAUCUCGGUGUCUCUCGGAAUGGUCCAAGGUUGUCGGAGGCAUUGUCUAAGACACAUUUCAAAGGGAUUGCAGGAGACUUCAGGAUGGUUGAAGGGCAGUUGAAAUCAUCAACUUACGAGAUUAUAAACAUCAAUCAUCAAAAGAACAUUACAACGGUUGGAUUCUGGACGCCGGAAAAUGGACUGACACAAACAUUAAACUCCACGAAAAUGAGCUCAAACACUUCAGCUGCUAAUCUUAGCCGUAUCAUAUGGCCAGGGGAUUCUUCCAGUUCCCCAAAAGGUUGGGUGUCCCCUAUAAAUGAAAAGAAGCUGAGAAUUGGAAUACCUGUUAAAUCUGGGGUCAGUAAGUUCAUUCGAGAGAUAAGGGACCCAUUGAGUUCAAACACUAAGAAAACAGGGUACAGCAUUGAUAUCUUCGAAGCUGUUGUCGAAACAUUACCAUACGCUCUUAAUUAUGAAUACAUUCGGUAUGCAAAUGAUGUCGGAGUAAUGGCCGGUAGCUAUGAUGACUUGAUCAAGCAAGUGCAGCGUGGGGUAUACGACGCAGUCGUGGGAGACAUAUCGAUUAGAGAAAGCCGAUCCUCGUAUGUCGACUUCACAUUGCCAUACUCGGAAGCUAGCGUGUCGAUGGUCGUACUAUAUCAAGAUAACAACAAAAAAGCUUGGCUGUUCUUGAAGCCUUUAACAUUGGAUCUUUGGUUGACAAGUGGUUUCUUUUUUGUGUUCAUUGGACUGGUUAUCUGGACUCUUGAGCAUCGAAUCAACGAAGAUUUUCGAGGUCCUCCUUCGCACGAAAUCGGGACGAGCUUCUGGUUUGCUUUCUCAACCAUGGUGUAUGCUCAAAGGGAGAAGGUGGAGAGCAACUUGGCUAGAUUUGUGGUAAUAGUAUGGCUGUUUGUGGUGCUCAUAUUAACUCAAAGCUACACCGCCAGUCUCACAUCGCUACUCACGGUUCAAAAGCUUGAGCCAACGUUUAAUGAUAUGAAACAACUGAAGGAGAAGAAGGUGAAUGUUGGAUACCCAAAUGGUUCUUUUGUUCUUGACUUGCUGAUAACUGAAGGCUUUGAUCGAUCCAAGCUUGUAAUUUAUAACAAUAUGGCCCAUUGUGGAUCACUGUUCUUAAAUGGAACCAUUGCUGCUGCCUUUGAUGAAGUCCCUUAUCUCAAGGAUCUUACUACAACAUAUUGCACCAACUGCACCAUCGUUGGUCCCAUGAUGAAAUCAAACGGCUUUGGCUAUGUCUUUCCCAAGGGGUCUCAACUCGGACGCGAUGUUUCGAACGGAAUACUUAAUAUAAUGGAGAAUGGAGUUCUGCAAGAGAUUGAAAACAAAUGGUUUAAAAGCAAUAUCAGCAGCCCUGACCCCAAUAGCUUGAUUUCCACCAGACUUGGGCUUGAAAGCUUUUGGGGGUUGUUUCUUCUUUCAGGAGCUGUAUCUUUAUCUGCAGUCAUCAUAGCUCUGGCCAGAUUUGUCCAUGAACGCAGACAUGACUUCAACCUUUCCACUGACUCAAUGUGGAAAAGGUUUCUUCUUCUCAUGAAAAAUUUCGACCAGAAAGACCACACUUCACCCGCGUUUAGAAGGAAUUCUCGAGACGAAAUCCGAGACGAAAACCGAGAUGAAAGCCGGGAAGCUCAUCCCAGCCCUACCAGUGAUUCAAACUACUGAAAUGGAGGACUUUCACCUUGUAACUUUGAUGAUUUCCAUGGUGGUCUGUGUGCAACUCCUCAACCAUCACAUAAUUUGGUCGAUAAAAUUCACUUUCUUUCUUGAAAUUAGUCGAAAUAUGUACAAGUUGUUUAAGAUACUCCCACGAACCAUCA